AUGGCCAGCGAAACACCACAAAAACCCCCAAUCACAUGCCACGUCCUCGACACGACGCUCGGGCGGCCCGCUCCCAACAUCCCCGUCACCCUGACCCUCCACGCUUCUCCCAGCACCUCGGCCUCCUCCCUCAGCACCUUUAGCGCCACUACUAACGCUGACGGACGCGUAACUGCCUGGACGCCCAGCACGCCUUUUUCCGCCACGUCUCUCUCCUCGCUCUUCAAUCUACCCGAGGACCAGACGUACAGCCUGACGUUCAACACGGCCGAGUACUUUGGAUCGAGAAACAUAAAGGCGUUUUUCCCAGAGGUCCAAGUCAAGUUUUUGGUGAGGGCAGAGGCAAAACAGGAGCAUUAUCAUGUCCCGGUGCUGUUGGGGCCGUUUGGAUAUACGACGUAUCGGGGGAGUUAG
Molecule: messenger RNA, 414 nt
Organism: Exserohilum turcica Et28A
Lineage: Eukaryota; Fungi; Ascomycota; Dothideomycetes; Pleosporales; Pleosporaceae
Exons: 1
Coding region: 1-414 (137 amino acids)
Biological process (GO): purine nucleobase metabolic process
Molecular function (GO): hydroxyisourate hydrolase activity
Source: RefSeq, a predicted model, not a curated record